Messenger RNA from Scatophagus argus, 1832 nucleotides. It is a transcript of the gene prpf4, whose product is annotated as PRP4 pre-mRNA processing factor 4 homolog (yeast). NCBI's taxonomy places the organism in Eukaryota, Metazoa, Chordata, Actinopteri, Scatophagidae. Gene Ontology annotation, biological process: mRNA splicing, via spliceosome. The record is from RefSeq and is a predicted model, not a curated record. Gene Ontology annotation, molecular function: U4 snRNA binding; U6 snRNA binding; protein binding. The transcript is spliced from 15 exons. Gene Ontology annotation, cellular component: U4/U6 x U5 tri-snRNP complex. The coding region runs from base 192 to 1724 and encodes 510 amino acids.
UAUGUUCACGGAUUUUCUCUAGCCUUGUGUUUGUUAGCUGCCCCUCUGUCUACCGGAAGAACACCCUUUGACCCGGAAGCUGAUACAGUCUUUGCAUCCGGUUGAUCCUGCUGCCCCGUUUCUCCUCAUCGUUUUCCCAGCAGCCUCUGGGGGGGUGACGGCAGCAGAAGAAGAAGAAGACCUGAAUCGAAAUGUCGGACGAGGAGGAUGCGGCUCCGGCCGUAAAGAAGACUCGUGUUUUCUAUGGUAGCCUGGAGGAAAAGGAGCGCGAGCGCCUGAGUUCGGACACACCGAGCAGCAAGGCAGCAGGAAGUGAUGCAGUGAAGGCAGGGAUCGACGCAGGAAACAUCAACAUCUCUUCAGGAGAGACUCUGGAGCUGGAGGACCGAGUCAGUGAACGGCAGCAGGAGGCGCUUGCUGCGUUUGAGCGGCGGCGGCGAGCGAGACAGAUCACCGUCUCCACCGAUGACGCGGAAGUGAAGGCUGGCCUCCGAGCCCUGGGAGAGCCAAUCACGUUGUUUGGAGAGGGGCCAGCUGACCGCCGUGAGAGGCUGCGAAAUGUUCUGUCUGUAGUCGGUCCUGACGCUCUGAAGAAGUCCAGGAGAGACGAAGAGAGAGCCAAGAGGUCACAGGACGAGUGCCAGCAGACGUGGUAUCACGAAGGCUCCGCCUACCUAAAGGACGCUCGACUCUGGUUGGCCAAAUAUUCUCUGCCACGGGCGAUGAAACGGCUGGAGGCUGCACGUGCUCAGAGGGACAUUCCUGAGUCAACCAGGGCCAUCCGGCAACAGGAGCUGCACAAGAGCCUGCGGAAUCUUAACAACUUCUGCAGUCAAAUCGGUGAUGAUCGACCAAUCAGCUUCUGCCAUUUCAGCCCCGACUCCAAAAUGCUGGCCACUGGCUCCUGGAGCGGCUUGUGUAAGCUGUGGUCCGUCCCCGACUGCAGCCUGAUUCGUACGCUCAGAGGACACAACACCAACGUGGGUGCAGUCGUCUUCCGUCCACAGGCCGGUGUCUCUCUUGACCAAUCGGACGUUAGCUUGGCCUCGUGUGCCGCUGAUGGAUCAGUGAAGCUGUGGAACCUAGAGAGUGACGAGCCGGUGGCAGACAUCGAGGGACACAGCGAGCGAGUGUCUCGAGUGUCCUGGCAUCCUUCCGGGAGGUUUCUGGGAACAACCAGUUAUGAUAACUCGUGGCGUCUGUGGGAUCUGGAGGUGCAGGAGGAAAUCCUCCAUCAGGAAGGUCACAGUAAAGGAGUCCACGACAUCCACUUUCACCCCGACGGAUCACUGGCUGCUACUGGCGGACUGGACGCGUUUGGCAGAGUGUGGGACCUCCGGACAGGACGCUGCGUUGUUUUCCUGGAGGGACACCUGAAAGAGAUCUACAGCCUGAACUUCUCCCCCAACGGGUACCACCUGGCGACAGGAAGUGGUGACAACACCUGUAAGGUUUGGGAGCUGAGAAACAGGAAGUGUCUGUACACAGUCCCUGCCCACCAGAACCUGCUGUCUGCUGUCCGCUUCCAACCCACCGAUGGUCACUUCCUGUUGACCGGAGCAUACGACAACACAGCGAAGAUUUGGAGUCAUCCGAGCUGGAUGCCGUUGAAGACGCUCGCCGGACACGAGGGGAAGGUUAUGGGCGUCGAUGUGUCACCUGAUGGCAAACUGAUCGCCACGAGCUCCUACGACCGAACCUUCAAACUCUGGCUGUCUGAGUGAUGUCAUGAUGAUGUCAUGGCACGACAGAAAUACACAUUUUUAAGUUUUCUGAUGAAUGAAAUGUAUUUUUUGUUUGUUUUUUUUUAAAAUAAAAGUUUACAUUCAGGA